CGAAAUUAGACAGAGAUGGAGGGUGACUGGGAGAGUGAUUGUUGUCGAAAUUAGACAGAGAUUUCUAACCCCGAUAUCCAUAUACAAAGGUCCCGCGUAUAAAUCGUUACACAGAGAGAGAGAGAGAGAGAGAGAGAGAGAGAGAGAGAGAUGUGGGAAUCAAUCUGCUUGACGAUUGCGGCUACGGCCGGCAACAACAUAGGCAAAGUCCUGCAGAAAAAAGGCACCGUCAUUCUCCCUCCUCUUUCUUUGAAGCUCAAGGUCAUAAAAACAUAUGCUUCCAAUAAAACAUGGAUUAUAGGCUUUCUGAUGGACAUUUUUGGAGCUGUCUUGAUGCUGCGAGCACUAUCUCAAGCUCCUGUAUCUGUCGUUCAACCUGUUUCUGGCUGCGGACUUGCCAUCCUUUCAGUUUUUUCCCAUUUUUAUUUGAAGGAGACCAUGAAUACUAUUGACUGGAUAGGAAUUUCUCUGGCUGGCAUCGGCACUAUAGGUGUUGGUGCUGGAGGGGAGGAGCAAAACUCAUCUAUCUCAAUUUUCCAUUUACCUUGGCUGGGGGUUAUUGUUGCAUUCUUGUUUGUACUGCUUAAUGGAUGGCUUCGUAUUUACAGAUGCCGGCGAAGAGAACAGGACUUGGUGCAAUAUGAAGUUGUUGAGGAAAUAAUAUAUGGCUUGGAAUCUGGCAUUUUGUUUGGCCCUCGUUCGAAGAUGGGAUUUGUAUUCAUGGAGCAGGGGUUUUCUAAGUUACUGCUACCCAUUUGUUUAUUAAUCAGCAUAUCCUGCAGUGGUUCCGGAUUUGUUUACCAGACACGUGGUUUGAAGCAUGGGAGAGCAAUUGUUUUGUCUACUUGCGCUGCUGUUGCAUCAAUCAUGACAGGUGUACUUGCUGGUAUGUUUGCAUUGGGUGAAGGAUUGCCUUCAGCGCCAGUGGCUCGUCUUUCCCUUCUGCUUGGAUGGAUAUUUAUUCUGGUCGGUGUUAUCCUACUGGUAGCUUCAACUCGGCUGGCGCGUGCCCUCCCAAAGCCAUGGCAACAUUUGUCAAGAAGUGGGACGGAGAGGAAUUUUGGCAUCAGGCAAUCGGUCUCAACCCGCACAAGAGACACCAAUCCUAGUACUGUUAUCCAAACAAGUACAUUGCAUCAUCUGAUAUCACCUCUCUCAAAAGAGAAAGAUUGAUUCGAUUUAGGAAAAAAUACAAAGUUUCCAACUCUCUUGAGGUUCUUAAGAAUGUUUGGUCCCUUAGUGCAUGUUUCGUUGGAGGAUUCGAUAAUACAAGGUAGUGUUAAGGAAUAAAAAGAAACUAAAAUUUUGUUCAUUGUAUUGUCUGGUCUUUUCUAAUAUAAUAUUGUGUACCAAACAUGCCCUUAUUGUAUAGAGGCACAUUUGCACAAAAAUAUCAUUAUAGAGGGAGCUUUGAAUAUUUUCAUUUAAUCACAUUUCCUUCCUUUUGUUGGACUCA
Messenger RNA from Olea europaea var. sylvestris, 1456 nucleotides. Its product is annotated as probable magnesium transporter NIPA9. Gene Ontology annotation, biological process: magnesium ion transport. NCBI's taxonomy places the organism in Eukaryota, Viridiplantae, Streptophyta, Magnoliopsida, Lamiales, Oleaceae. Bases 151 to 1173 code for a protein of 340 amino acids. The record is from RefSeq and is a predicted model, not a curated record. Gene Ontology annotation, molecular function: magnesium ion transmembrane transporter activity. Gene Ontology annotation, cellular component: membrane. The transcript is spliced from 9 exons.